UUUGACUUCUUGGCAAGAUUGCUGGUCCUCUUUCCGAAUCGUCUUGGUUUGCCUUGUUUUGGAAGUACGGCUGUUUAUUCGCAUCGUUUUCUUAUACUGCAACGCAGGAUGAGUGUGUCUUUGUCACCAGGCGCCCAGCCGAAGAAGACCAAUUACAGGGUCCGCUUUCGACAUGGCGUGUUUCCGGAUGCAGAAGGUCAAGCAACCAGAGCAGAUAUCAAAAAGUACGAUUAUUUCUUCGCUGCCGGGCAGAGAUGGGUUGGUACCGAGGGUAAAUGUAUGUUCAAGCCACCGGUUGAGUCACUUCUGAGCGACUGAUAAGCAUUAUGCGAGCACUA
Bipolaris sorokiniana ND90Pr is the source of this 338-nucleotide messenger RNA. RefSeq lists its product as uncharacterized. Lineage: Eukaryota; Fungi; Ascomycota; Dothideomycetes; Pleosporales; Pleosporaceae. The record is from RefSeq and is a predicted model, not a curated record. Bases 109 to 318 code for a protein of 69 amino acids. The transcript has a single exon.